GUCAUAGUUUAAUCAUCUUUUAUUGCCCACACCUCUCUGCUGCAUGCGAGUCUACUGCUCGGGGAUCCGAGGUAGUCCUCCUCAAUCCAUUACCAGCUACACCGACCUUGGGUCACAAACUAAUUAAAAUGAACACUACGGUGCACGUUUUGACACAACCCGUCUGAGCGGCGGUCCUCAGAUUAUGGCCUGUUUGGUGCCUGCCGGUGUGAUUUCCACCACAACCCUUCCGCAUUUUCCUGCUGCUCUCGGGCUGUGACGUGUCGUGCUGACGGCGGCCUCGGAGCUGGAGGAGCGGGGGGCUGUAGCAUGACAAGAUCUGGCUUCAGACGCCCUGCUUUGCUUUCAGCAGAGCUCCAGAAACAACCCCUAACCCCUCCUUCUCUGCUCCUGUCCGGCCCGCCCAAAUAACACAAAAUUCCCGACUGAAUCCAGCCCGAGUCUGGGGGAACCAGGCGGCCUGGGAAGCCGAGGAGCGGACGGAGGCCAUCCCUGCAGCAUAAAUCUGCUCUCCAGUAACAAAUGCAGUGCGAGGACAAUGGAUGAGGAUGUCACCAGGCUUUCAAUACAUUCCGAAGAGCCUAAAAUAAUCUUACACGGAUCGGAUGAGGGUGGUGCCGGUGGGCAGGAGUUUGUUGUGGAGCUUCAAGAGACUGUGUUGGUGUCAGAAGGAGAGGGAGAAGGCAUGGCAGUUCACAGGUUUGCCCCGGAUGAACUUGUCAUUCAGGAUGCUGUGGAGGAUGUGGUGUCUGAGUAUGUGCACUGCGAUGAGGAUGAAGAUGUCGCUGUAGAAACCUGCGUGAUGGCUCUGGAGGGUGAUGAGGAAGGUGUUGCCAUGGGAGACAUCCCCGAAGAUGGCCUGGACCCAGAGCAGCAGGAGGACGACCAAGAUGGCUGUGGAGAUUACCUAAUGAUAUCCUUGGACGAAGCUGGUAAAAUGGUGUCUGAGGAUGGAACAGAGGUGACAGUGGAGGGAGCUGUGGAGGACCAGGAAGUGGAGAAGGACGAGGAUGGGCAGGAGGUGAUAAAGGUGUACAUCUUCAAGGCCGACUCUGGAGAGGAUGACAUGGGGGAAUCAGUUGACAUCAGCGAUGGAGACACGGAGAGCGUGGCGUUAAAUGAGUCUUCAGGCCAGACACUCAGAGAGAAGAUGGUUUACAUGUCUGUUGGAGAUUCUCAUCACAAUCAAGGAAACCAUGGUGGGUCCAAGGUGACUGAUGAGGUUUAUAUGGAGGUGGUGGUAGGAGGGGAAGAACCAGUAACUCACGACCGCUCGUAUGACAGCGUGUCUCUAAGCAAGGACUUCAUGCCUGUGGCCUGGGCAGCUGCUUAUGGUGCAGAUGAUAGCGAGAGUUGUGAAAACCGCAACGGUGCAGCCAGCGCAUUGCUGCACAUCGACGAGUCUGACGGGGUGGAUGAAAUGAACAGACAGCGCAACAAGAACAGGAGACGGUCAGAGCCUCGCCAGGUACAGACAGCCAUCAUCAUUGGUCCAUACGGUCAGCCUUUGACAGUCUACCCCUGUAUGCUUUGUGGGAAAAAGUUCAAGUCACGAGGGUUCCUGAAACGUCACACCAAGAAUCAUCACCAGGAUGUUUUGACCAGGAAAAAGUACCAAUGUACAGACUGUGACUUCACCACCAACAAGAAAGCCAGCCUCCACAACCACAUGGAGGUGCACGCUCUGAGCAGCAAGGCCCCUUUUGAGUGUGAAAUGUGUGGCAAGGAAUUCCACCAGCAGGCUGCGCUGUUCUCUCACAGACUGCAGCACCACCACCGAGAGCCCAAGAACCAGCCGCCUCCACCGCCUACCAAGAUGCAUAAAUGCAAGUUCUGUGACUAUGAAACUGCUGAGCAAGGACUGCUCAAUCGGCACUUGUUGGCUGUUCACAGCAAAAGCUUCCCCCACAUUUGUGUGGAAUGUGGAAAAGGCUUUCGACACCCGUCUGAGUUGAAGAAACACAUGCGCACACACACAGGCGAGAAGCCUUACUCCUGCCUGUACUGCGACUACAAGUCGGCUGAUUCGUCUAAUCUCAAGACGCACAUCAAAACUAAGCAUAGCAAAGAGAUGCCAUACAAAUGUGAGCGCUGUUUCCAGACCUUUGCAGAGGAGGAGGAGUUAAUGCAGCAUGGACUAACACACGAGGAGAAUAAGACCCACCAUUGUGCCCACUGUGAUCACAAAAGUUCCAACUCCAGUGACCUGAAACGCCAUAUCAUAUCCGUUCACACCAAGGACUAUCCACACAAAUGUGCCAUCUGUGGUAAAGGCUUCCAUCGGCCGUCGGAACUGAAGAAGCACUCGGUAUCCCACCGCACCAAGAAACUCCAUCAGUGCCGUCACUGCAACUUUAAAAUUGCAGACCCUUUUGUUCUCAGUCGUCAUAUCUUGUCUGUCCAUACAAAAGAGCAACAGGCCUCUCUGAAAAGAGUGAGGCCAAGAGGACAGAGACACACACUCCUGUUGCGACACCUAAAAAGUCUGCACCGAGCGCGUCCAGCGGCGCUGGCCCGCCUGGCAGAGUCAGUGCCGCCAGCUUAGCCAGCAGUGUGACAGUAGUUAUUGGCAAAGGACAAAAAGAAAGGAGAAUUUACCAGUGCCAGUACUGUGACUACAGCACCGGGGACGCUUCGGGUUUCAAGCGACACGUCAUCUCCAUUCACACAAAAGACUAUCCGCACC
Molecule: messenger RNA, 2686 nt
Organism: Acanthopagrus latus (yellowfin seabream)
Lineage: Eukaryota; Metazoa; Chordata; Actinopteri; Spariformes; Sparidae
Product: zinc finger Y-chromosomal protein 1
Biological process (GO): regulation of DNA-templated transcription
Cellular component (GO): nucleus
Molecular function (GO): metal ion binding; DNA-binding transcription factor activity, RNA polymerase II-specific; RNA polymerase II cis-regulatory region sequence-specific DNA binding
Source: RefSeq, a predicted model, not a curated record